GUCCAAUAUUUCGAUGAUCGAACGGCAGUUAGCAGCGACGCUGAAGGUGACUGGCUACCGGCAUCCGUUGUGCCUUAAAUGGACUGGUAACGUGACGAGGGAAGAGAGUGAUUCGCAGUGGAUUACGAUAGAGAUUUCGGGCACCAAUCAACGAGCACCGAGGUAUAUUAUGACCGAUGUUGGAACCGUGGACUCACUCGACUUGCCCAGGCAAAGUUUGCCGAUCGAGAAGCUAGCCGAGAGGUUUGGGAAUCUGCGAGGGCUGCCUAUUCAGGGGUAUCACAGUGUUACACCUCAGUUGUUGAUUGGAGUUGACAACCUUAAACUGGCAGUCCCACUCAAGGUAAGAGAAGGCAACGUGGGCGGCCCGGUUGCCGUGAAAACAAGGCUUGGAUGGUGCGUAUACGGAGGUCAUCGGGAUGAAGGACAGUUGUCCGUCAACUACCAUGUCUGCGAGUGUUCAGAUGGCGAUUCCCUUGACAAAACAUUAAAAGCGUAUUUUUCGCUUGAAGAAGCUGGAAUACAACCGACCGGCGCCAGAGUAACUGCGGAAGAUGAGCGCGCCUUACGGAUCCUCGAACAAACUACCCACUAUGCCAAUAAUCGAUACGAAUCGGGUCUGUUAUGGAAAUACGACGAUUUUGAAUUUCCUGACAGCUACCCUAUGGCUGUCAAGCGGUUCGAAUGUCUGGAGCGCAGAUUGGCCAAAGAUCCAACACUCAACGAAAAUGUUCGGAAGCAGAUCCACGAGUACGAACAAAAGGGGUACGCACACCGCGCGUCACCUGAGGAGUUGAACACCGCUGACCUUCGUCGCGUGUGGUAUUUGCCGCUUGGAGCCGUUACCAACCCUAGAAAACCCGGAAAGGUGCGGCUCAUCUGGGACGCCUCAGCAAAAGUUGAUGGCGUCUCUUUAAACAGUAUGCUACUGAAAGGGCCCGAUCAGAUGACACUUCUACCUGCGGUACUUUUCCGGUUCCGGCAGUAUCCAGUCGCCGUAAGCGCCGACAUCAAGGAAAUGUUCCAUCAGGUACGAAUUCGGCCAGAAGAUCGACAUUCUCAACGGUUUGUGUAUCGAGCUGACCCAACGGCGCCGCUGGAGACGUACCUGAUGGAUGUGGCCACUUUCGGUUCAACUUGCUCCCCCGCUACAGCGCAAUUCGUAAAGAAUACGAAUGCCAACCGGUUCACACAGGAACAUCCCAGGGCAGUUCAAGGAAUCAUCCACAACCACUACGUGGAUGACUACCUUGACAGCUUUGCUACCACUGAAGAAGCUGCUCAAGUCGCGUCACGGGUAAAAGAGAUCCAUCAACAUGGUGGAUUCGACAUCAGAAAGUGGUGCAGUAACCAACGAGUCGUCUUGGAACAGCUUGGAGAGGUCAAGAAACAAACCGUCAUCGAUCUUACCUCCGGUACCGAUAAACAGUCGGAACGGGUCCUCGGCAUUCUGUGGGAUACACAAGAUGAUGAAUUCCGAUUCAGCACUUCCUUGCCCGACGAUAUAACCCACCUGCGGACGCAUAACACUAAACCGACGAAACGGCAAUUGGCGCGGUGCGUCAUGUCGUUUUUUGAUCCUCAAGGAUUUCUGGCGCCAUACUUGAUAUUCGGGAAAGUGCUGCUACAGGAUACCUGGCGCGAAGGAACCAGUUGGGACGAACAGAUUUGCGACGGAACAUUCGAGCGAUGGAAGUACUGGCUAGAAAUGUUGGACAUAAUCAACCAAGUAAACAUACCAAGAUGCUAUUUCUCCACGGGUGAUCUGACGACUCUGGACAUCCACACGUUCGUGGAUGCAAGCGAAAUAGCGUAUUCGUGUGUUUCGUAUUUCCGGAUUGCGAAUCCCUACGGUCCAGCAGAGGUGGCAUUCGUAGCAGCGAAGACCAAGGUAGCCCCCGUCAAGCCAACAACCAUUCCCCGUCUGGAACUCAUGGCUUGCGUGCUUGGAGUACGGCUGGCCAAAUUCGUAGUCGAGGGACAUUCACUUCCAGUUCGAAAACAAUUCUUCUGGAGUGACUCCGAAGUUGCAAUGAGUUGGAUUAACGCGGAUCCCCGGAAGUAUCGGCCCUUUGUUGCUUUCCGAGUGGGCGAAAUUUUGGAAAAAUCUAACCGCGAGGAAUGGCGCUGGGUGUCAUCCAAGCUAAACCCGGCAGACGAAGCAACGAAGUGGGGAUCAGGACCGUACUUCGACAAGAACAGUAUUUGGUACAGCGGACCUGAAUUUCUUCGCCACUGUGAAGAUCAGUGGCCACCGAGGAAAAUCUACGAUAAGGUGACGGACGACCAACGCGCCUGCUAUGUCCAUCGCAAUCUACAAAUGCCGAAGCAACUGCUGGACGCCGAAAGGUUCUCCUCAUGGAAAAAGAUGUUACGCGUGAUGGCUUACGUUUGCCGAUUUGUGAACAAUUGUCGAACGUCAAAUACUGGUCAAGAGCGAAAAAUCGAUCACCUGACGCAGUUGGAGUUGCAGAAAGCUGAGGAAUCCUUAUUUCGAGCUGUGCAAUGGGACUCGUACGCUGACGAACUAGUUACUCUGACCAAGAACCAACGCCUACCAGUGCAGAAGCGCCAACCAUUGGAAAAGACAAGCGCUCUCUACAAAAUAUCGCCGAUACUAGACGCAGCGGGAGUUUUGCGGAUGGACAGCAGGAUUGGUGCAGCUCAACGUAUCCCUGAUGAAAUGAAAUUCCCUGUCAUCUUGCCAAAGCGACAUCGCUUGACCAUGUUACUUCUGAAGGAUCUUCAUUGCAAGUUGUUGCACGCCAACAAUGAAACUGUCGUCAACGAAGCACGGCAGCGCUAUUACAUAGCGCAGCUACGUACACAAGUACGACGCGUGUCGAAGGAAUGUCAGAUGUGUAAGAUACGCAAUGCCCAGCCGUCAAUACCGCGAAUGGCUCCCCUUCCAAGUGCUAGGCUAUCCUCAUAUGUUCGUCCUUUCACUUACUGUGGUCUCGACUACUUUGGACCCCUUUUGGUGAAGGUCAACAGAAGUAAUGUCAAGCGUUGGGUGGCCAUAUUCACAUGCCUGACAAUACGGGCCGUUCAUGUGGAGGUUAUCCACACGCUUUCUACCGAAUCCUGCAUCAAAGGAGUACGCCGAUUCAUCUGUCGUCGGGGAAGCCCCGCCGAAAUCUACAGCGAUAACGCAACUUGUUUUCACGGAGCCGACCGUCUUCUGAGAGAGCAGAUCAACAAAGGACUUGCUGCAGAAUUCACGAGCACCCGGAUCGCGUGGAAGUUCAUUCCUCCAGGCACUCCGCACAUGGGGGGAGCCUGGGAGAGGUUGGUGAGGUCGAUUAAGGUUACUCUGGCCGCAAUCCAGAACGGAAACCAGAAACUGGACGACGAAUCUUUGAUGACCUUUUUGGCGGAAGCAGAAGGUAUUGUCAACUGCAGACCACUCACAUACUUGCCUCUGGAUUCGAUCGAGCAAGAGGCCUUAACCCCGAAUCAUUUUUUGUUGGGCAGUUCUUCGGGGGUUCGUUUACCAAUUGUGCAGACUGACAACGAAGUAUCUCUCCUGAAAGGUUCGUGGACAGCCAUUCAGAAAUACCUGGACAUCUUCUGGAGACGCUGGACUAGGGAAUAUCUCCCGACUCUUACGAAACGCACGAAAUGGUUCGGCGAAGUGAAACCGGUUCAACCUGGAGACCUGGUUCUCAUCGUUAGUGAUACUAAACGCAACGGGUGGAUACGCGGUCGAGUGCUUGAGGUUUUGCCAGCUGCGGACGGUCGUGUACGUCAAGCUAUUGUACAGACUGCUGGAAAUGCUCCUACAAGAAAACCAAUAUCGAAACUGGCGGUCUUGGAGGUAUCAUCGGAUGCUGGAACCGGAGACAAUGUGGGUUCCACCAGGGGGGAGGAUGUUGCGAAACUGGCAACCCCGCCACAGCGAAAACGGAGUGAGCGGAUCCGCGGCAAAACAGAAGAACGAUGCGAGAAACGUCAAGAGUAGACAUUGCCAAACGUGUAUUAAUGAGAUGACGAUGUGGUUUUUGGUGCAGGGCAAAAUUCUUCCUAAUUUGAUUAAAUGCAAUCUGUAUAGUGUAGAAUUAUCGAUUCUUCAAACGAGUAGUGGCAGGUGCGCUUAGAACAAUGGAAUGUGCAUUUAUUUUGUGAAUUUACACACGGUUACGUUGUAUUUUAGGUCUUAGGAGUUGUUCACACCAAACCCUAUGUGAUCUAACCUGAGUUCCAGGGUUUAUAGUUUCACUAUUCAGUUCGAGAACUAGUAGAAUUCGCUGAAGCGAAAAUUAUUGUUGGGAAUAAUCUUUGAAUUAUAUCUAUCCACUGAAAUUGUAAGUGAACGCUUAGUCUAUAUUGUAUGAUCCCACUCACGAAUAAAUUUUCAUAUUCUAGCUUGUAGCUGAUGCUAAUAAGAUUCAGCGUUCUAUUCAUUAUUCCGCAAGCUUAAGUUCUAUGCCUUAGGUAUUUAAAAAAAGUAGAUUGGAAUUUACGCUGUAUUGUCAUGACUCAGCACUAGGUGUUUACUACCAGUGGGCUCCAAUCCAAACUUUUUAAUAAAAAAAAGAAAAAAAAAGCUCUCGGAUUUUUUUUUAAAUUCUCCAUAAUACUUUCGUGGAUUCGUUUUAAAAUACCUCAAAAGUAUUUAUUGUAAAUUCUGUUAGAAGUUCGUGAAAAAAUCUUCAUGAAUUGUAUCAAAAUCCUAAACUUUCUGUGGAUUCCAAUACAAAUUCCUUCAGAAAUUCCUCAAAAGGUUUCUCCAAAAAUAUCUACAAGAACUUCUUCAGAAAACCUUCCAUGGAUCGCUUUCGAAAUUGCUACAAGAAUUCCUGCACGGAUUCUUUAAAUCUUGCAUGGACUGCUUCAGAAAUUCCUAGAGGAAUUUGUCCAGUGAUCUCUUCAAUAAAUCCUCCGGAGAUUUCUUUAAAAACAUCUCCAAGGAUUCCUCCAGAAAACCUUCCAAGGAAUCCACAGUAAUUUCUCUACCGUAUUUUUUACUGGAAUUCUUCACGAAUUCCUUCAGAAACUUUUACAGCAACCGCUCCAGAACUCAGAAUUUCUUCAGACAUUAAAUCAAAUUUUUUUUCGAACAUUCUACCCAAAGGUUCCUAAAGAAAUCUUUCCGAGAUUCCUUAACCCUCUUACACGCCAUUUUUUGUAUCCUGAUGUAAACAACGAUUACCAUUUUUUUGAGACUACAACAUUAUGAAAUUUUAUGGUUAUUGAUAAAAUUAUAUAUUUCUUUUUUUUUUUUUAAGGAAAGCUUAGUUGUCCGUACAAUUUUUGAAAACAAUUUUAGAGUGUAUAAAAUUAUACUAAAAUUUUUCUCGGUGGUAGAUUUGUUGGGGAAAAAAUAUUUAAAUUAAAACAUUUACAUCUGAAAGGUGACCAGAACAUCAAUUUUUUGCUGACUAUUUUUUUAAUUCAAAUAUGCUUCAUAGGAUAUCAAACAUUAUUUUUAGAUAUGUAAAACAAUCCCAAUCAUCUGCCAAAAAUACAAAAUAAUCGAAUGGUCAGCAGAGAAAAAAAAAUAAUAUAAAAUGUUCCAUAUUAAACAAUCUUCCAUAUUAAGGUGGGGUUGGGUGUAAGAGGGUUAAGAAAUUUCUUCGGAAAUUUAUCAAAGAACCAUUCAUGUUUUUUUAAUGAAAUUGUUUCAUCGAUUUCUCUUAAAAUGCUACCAGAGAUGUUUAGGGAUAGUUCCCUUCCAAAAUUACUACUGGAAAUCUCUGAUAAAAUCUGCAAAAUAUUCUUUCAGAAAUUUCUUCGAACGAUUCAUUCAAAAAUCCUUCCAGGAAUUCUUCCGGUAAUUUCUUCUAAAAUUUAUCUAAGGAUUAUUCUUAUACAUGUUCCAUAAAUAGCUUCAGAAAUAUCUCCACAGAUUUUUUUAGAUAAUUCUCUAGAGGAUCCUUUAAAAAUUUCUUCACGAGUUCUUCCAAAAAUUUUCAAGAAAAUCUUCCAAGCAUUCUUUCAAAAACUUCUCCCAGUGUUUUUUUCUGAUUUUUUCAGGGACUGCUUCACGAACCCAUACACAAACUGCCGCAGGGAAUAUUCUCGGAAUUUAUCCAGGGAUUUCUGAAUUUUCUUAAAUUUCAGAAGUAAUGUUCUCAGUGAUUUUUCUAGAGACUCUUGCAUGUUUAAUUUUAUUAAUUCUGGCAGGAUUUUUUUUUUAAAUUCCCGGAGAAAUUGUUGAAACAAAAAUGAAAUUCCCCCGGGUAUGAAUUGGUCCGAAUGCUUUACGAGGCUAAUAGAAUCACAGUCACUCUGUAAUUCCUGAGUACCAACUCCGAGGCUUACGAGACACCUAAACGACUGACGCCGCUAACCGCUCGGCUACGAAGCCCACCAAUUUUGAUAGAAACUAGUUAUCCUGAAGCUAAAAUUUAUAUCACAUUUUGUUAUUAUUUUGAUAUGCUUAUAACAAAAAAUAUUAUCUAGAUUAGACCAAUGUGGUGUUUAUUACAAUUUCAGUUAUUUUUAUAUCAUCCUGCAUCCAUUUUAUAACAUUUUAAGUUAUUGAAAAAUAUUAUAAUAUCAUAACACACAAUUAUAUAAUUUUGAUAUUAUUUCAAAUAUUUUCAAAUCUGGUACCUUUGUUUUGAUAGUUAAAUUAACAAAACAGUUUUAAUGUCCGUGGAUAGAAUGACAGUUCAAUCUGUAAAAUAUCAGUUCGCCCCGAACAAAAAAAAAAUCUCAUACAAACUUAUAUAUAUAUAAAAAUAGCUGCCGGGCAUUAUAAAUGAUGAAAUUUUGGGUAUCGACUAAUUUUGGGCGGAAAUUCCAAAUAUGACAUAAUCUAAGUGCCCCUAAAGAAUUUUCCAGGUGCUUAAUGAGACAUUUCUACAGAAGUUCCUUCAGAAAUCCAUUUAUAAAUUCCUUCAGACGUUCUUUCAGAAAUAUAUCCAGAGACUCCUACAGUAUACCAAGAAUUUCGUCAGGUUUUUUUUUGUUUUAAUGCCUUUUGAAAUGCAUUUCUUCUUCUUGACGUGACUUUCUGAUGGGACAAAGCAUACUUCUCAGCUUGGUGUUUUAUGAGCACUUCCAUAGCUAUUAACUGAGACCAUCUCCUGGCAAUGACCAUUUUGCAUGUGUAUAUCGUGAAGCAAUCACGAAGAUACUUUAUGUCCAAAGAAAUCAAGGCAAUUCCCAUUGCGAAAAGUUCACCGACCGGGAAUUGAGCCCGUCACCAUUAGUCUGGUUAUCCUAAAUAUCCACCCCUUUACAGCUGUGGCUAUACGAGCCCUUGAAAUUCCUUUAGACUUAUUAAAACAAAUCUUGCAAGGAUUCCUUAAGAAAAUCCUCCAGAGAUUCCAGCAAAAACUUCUCCAAGGAUUUCUUCAAAUAUUUUUUUAAGAUUUUUCAAGGAUUCUUUCGGAAAUUUCUCCAUAAUUUUCUCCUAAAACUCUUCCAGGUACUUCUUCGAGAAAUUGUAUUCUGUCUCAAACUACCACAGGGACUCCUUCGAUUAUUCUUCAUGAGAUUAAAAAAAAAACUCCUGAAGGUAUUUUCCCAGGGAUUGUUACAUGAUUCCUAUGAAUUCCUCCAGAGAGAAAAUCCUCCUUUUAUUAAUUCACCAGAAAUUCCUUCUCUAGGAAUUCCUUUAGAAUUUUGAAUGGAGUCCAUCAGAAAUUCUUCCAAAUAUUAUUAAGAAAAUUUCUCCAUCUGUUUCUUCAGAAAUAUUUCUAGGAAUUCUCUCAGGAAUUCGCGCAGGUAUUCCCUCAUUUAUUAUUACAGAGAUUCGUUCAGGAGUAGCUCCAGUGAUUUUAUUUGGAAUAUUUUCAGAGAUUCUUUCGGAGAUUUUUGAAUGAUUUAUUUCAGUAAGGCCGGAACAAAUCUCAUUUUCUUCUUUUGUCACUUUGCUCGUUGACUUGUCGAGGGGGAGAUGAUAAGUGAUAAAUGUAUUUGAUGAAUAAUUACUCAAACAAUUAGGCAAAAUCGUCAAACUCAUCGGAUUUGUUAAGAAAUUUUCUCGACGACUCUAAUUUCACUAUAAAGUUUUUAAAUUUCUUAAAUAAUUUUUUUGUGUCCCCCCUCAAAAUGUCGAAUUUGGAUUAAAAAUUUCCGAGGGGGGGGGGGUGACAUUAGAGAAAAUCGAAAUUUGUGUCAGCCUAAUUCCAGUCUUAAUUCCUUCACGGAUUCCUGCAGAAAUUCAUAAAGGAUUCCUUCAUGAGAUUCUCUAUCUAUUUUCUCAGAAAUUUCUCCAUGACUUCUUCCAAUGAUCACUUCGAGAUUUUUCCCAAAGUUUAUUUCAAGAAUUUAUUCAGCUAUUUUCUCAAAUUAGAGAUGAAUCAGCCCCGGACUGAAAGUCUCUAUAAUAAAGCAUUCUUCAUUUUCUUCUCCUUCUGUAUAGCUCUACAUUACCACUGGAACUUUGCCUGCCACUCUCCAACUUAGUGUUCUUUGAGCACUUCCACAGUUAUUAAUUGGAAGGCUUUCUUUGCCUGCCAUUGCAUGAAUUAAUAUAGUGUGAGGCAAGCACAAUGAUACGUCUAGUAGCAACGGAUGUCACACCAACAUUCCUUCCCUUCCCCGAUGACCGUAAGGACGUGGCCGGCGCCGGUACUGACAAUAUAAAGUAUUGAACCUUCAAAAUUGCACAUUGAGGAUGGAAAGCUACACCCAGGCCCCAUCCAUUUGGUUCCCUGUGCAAUGUUGGCUGUUCUGAUCAGUAACGGAGUAGCAACUACGAAUUGUACGGUCAUCUCAUCCUCAUGCUCAUGCUCAUGUGAGACAAGCACAAUGAUACGCUAUGCCCAGGGAGUCGAGAAAUUUUCCAGACCGGAACGGAAAUCGAACCCGCCGUCUCCGGAUUGGCGAUCAAUAGCCUUAACCACUAGGUGAACUGGAGCCCCCAAACAUAUAAUAAAUCAUUCAUAAUUUUAAUAAUUUUAAUAAUCCUUCGAAUUUCUACAGAGAUUUAAAACAUUUCUUAAGAGAUUUUUCUUGUAAUAUUGGCAUGGGUUUAAUAUCUCGUUUUUCAGGAAGUACUACAAAGACUUCUUCAGAUUACAAUCCAUGAAUUAUUAAAAUUCCAAAAUUUCAACACGAAAUCGUUCCACACGAAGAAAUUCCUUCAGAAAUCUUUUCAUGAAUGUCUUUAGGCAUUGAUUCAGAAAUGUUUCCCGAGACUUCUUGAGUAUUACAAGGAUAUUUUCGGAAAUAUUAGUAGUGAUUUCUUUCGAAAAUUAUAUUUUUAUACUCAUUCUCAAGGAAUGCAAAAAAUAGUACAAAAAAAGGAAUUUCUAGAACGGUUUUCUAAGAAACUUUUCCAAAAAAAUCUUCAGAUCCCUCCACGAAUAUUUCCAUAUAUUCCUCCAGGAUUUUUACAUGUUCUAUAUAAUUUUGUUGUUGUUAGAGACUGUUCCGUUCUAGGUUAAGCAACGGAAAAAAUGCUCGCAAAUAUUUAAAUAUGAUGAGAGCAAAAAUUCUAAUUUAAAACUGACGAUUUUGCAUUUAAAAGGCCAGUAUAUAUUCUAUUCCUACAAAUACUGUUGAUGUUUCCCAGGUUUAGCUGUCUUUUCAAUAAAUCAAACGGAAGAAUCUAAAACUACUUCGCGAAACUACAAGCUUUCAGUACCAGGGAGUCAAAUUUAAGAAACAUUCAAAUGAAUUCAUAAAGAAUUUCAUGCGGAAACUUUUAAAUGUCUUGGAAAUUGAAAAAAAUGUAUAAAUUUCUGAAAAUUUACUAAAUAAAAUAGUUACCAGAAAUGGAUGUGGAGAAUUAAGGCGUUCCAUGAAGUGUACUGAGUGUGGUAAGGAACUACACCGUCAACUGCUGCAGAUAAUCCUUGAGUUCCGUCCUUUAGUCCGAAGAGUUUUAUAAAUGGAAACACCAGGAACAAUUCUUGGUAAACUGGAAGAAUGUUUUCCUCCGUGGAGAUGACGUUAUUUCGCACUUUUUCGAUAGAUCUUCAAAAGAAUACAUCAGAAGUUUAACCUGAAAUUUCUACCAUAAAUGUCUAAUUGAACUAAGCCGAUUUCUAUUAAUUCUAGGAAUUAUUUCCAUAUUAUGAUACUGCUCUUCUCUUAACCCUCUAAUACCGCCUUUAGACGGGGUAUAGUUUGAGCAUUUUUGUAACUUUUGUUUCGUAGAAAAUCAAAAAUUUUAUAUUUUUGGCUGAUAUUUAGGACUGUUUUGUAUAUCUCAAGAUGGUUUUUGAUGUAUUUCAAGACGUAUUUACAUUUUAAAAAAUCAUUGAAAAAUUGAUGUUUUAGUCAUUUUUUAGAAGUCAUUGUUUAUUUUGUAUUAAAUCGCUACAAUUAACAUAUUUUAAUUUAUCCCAAAUCAUUCUAUCCUAGUUUUAUAGUUUAAGGGAAUUGAAUACACUCUAAAAUUAUUUUCCUUAAAAUUAAAAGGAAAAUAUAAUUCUUCAAGAGAAAAAUUUAAAAUAAAAAUAUUUCAACAAUAAUCAUAAAAUCUCAAAAUGUUUUCAUCUCAAAAAAUCCGUACCCCAAAUAGGCUUUCAGGAAAAAUAUAAAGCUGUGGGGAUGUUCAAAACUAAAAAUUCGAAAAAAUCAAAAACUGAAAUUCACGAAAUCAAGAAUUAAAAAGAAUCAUCUUCCAAAACAUGUUUAAAUCGAUUUUAGAUGACGAAAAAUGAUAUUUAGAUCAAAAUAAAAAAAUUUGGGUAUGAGAGGGUUAAUUCCUUCAGAGAUUUCAGCAGAAAUAACUCAGGGCAUUUAAACAGAGAUUUUACUGUAAGUUCUUCCAGAAAACACCAAAACAUUGUCUGAAAAUUUUGGAUAAAUUCUCUUUUUUUUUCAAAGGUUUCAGAUACCAAGUUGUUCUAGAGGUUCCACUUGAAAUGUCACAAGAAUCUAUAAAUGUAUUAGAAAUAGGAAUCGUUUAAAGAGAUGUAAAACUCUCCUAGGAAUUUAGGUUCGACUACAUAUUACCACGUCUGGGUCGAGAUCAAUACAAUCUCAAUCCAUUUAUCCAGAUUCCACGUGAUAAUAAGCACAACGCGUGUUAUCAGAAAUCCCCACGUUUUGCAUAACGAAAACUGCUUGGGUGUUCCCGAGAAAACGAUUCCAACCGUUUCUUAUGCCACAAACUUUCCCCAUGACAUCAAACCCCAGAAAUUGCAUAAAAAGUUGUCACUCGUAAUCAUACACACACAUGAUUGAUCUGUGUGUUGUUGUCCAACAAACGCCCAAUUCCGACCCACUGUGCGUCAUACAUCGUGGUCGCAAUCGUCGCGUCGUCGCCCGCAAUAACUCAGCUCGCGGGGUGUGCGCGCAAAAUUGCCCACGCUGCGCUACGAUGAUGAUGAUGGGAGCACGCGAGCGAGCGACUCGCCCCAGGAAAAGCGCCCAAGAAAGCGUGAAAAUCAUCUCGGCUGCCAUAUACAUAUGUGUGUGUGCGUAAGCGGCGGCUUGGAAAGUGAUUGGAGAGUAGUGCAAAAUUAAUGCGAGAAAAAUAAUAGCAGCAAAAGAAACAAAAAAAAAAAAAAUCCGGGUGGAAAACAAUAAUAACCGAUGGCCAGUGCCAGUACCAGUGGUAAUGCGCUAGAGGGGUGUAAAUCACGUUUUUCCCCGGCGAGAUGCUUGAUGCUCGCGUAUGAUGGAUUAUCUGGGUAAAACGCGCUUUCAGGACAUAUUGUACCACUUCUAUCACUUAUGAAAUUGCGUGCACUACCCGACCAGAAGCACAUAACAAAAUCACAACAAAAAUUAUGAAAACUGUUGUUAUAAAUAACAAAAGUUGAUAUAAUUCUUUUAUAAGGAUUUUUUCAUGUGAAUACCCAUAACAAUAUUGUAUGACUAUUUUUUAUAAGUAUGGUAACAAAAUUAUAACAAAACUUGUUUUAUUUAUUCAAAGAGAUGAAUUACAAAAAAAUUUUAUAAUAUGUAUUAUAAUAUGAUUGCCUCCAACAUAAUUUCGUAACACGUUUAUUACAUACUUUAUAACGAAAUUAUUUAAAAAUUUAUAAAAUUUUUGUGUUGACGCGAAAAAGAUUAAUAUUUUUUGUUAUUUUGUCACUCGAGACAAGAAAUUUAUUUAAAAACUUGUAACAAAUUCGUUCUGAAAUAUAUAACAGAACUUAUUAUAUUUUUUUUAUGAUUUCGCAAGUUUAGUCUAACAAAAUUUGAUAUAAUCUUAUGAUUAUAUCUCAACUUGUUAUAUCUUUGUUUUAAUUGGAACAAGUUUUGCUAGAAUUUUUGUUAUUUUAACUACUAGCGGUACAUGUUUUAUAACAACCAUUGUUACAGAAGCAUUGUAACAAAAUAACACAACUUGUAAUAAUUUUGUUUUCUCAUCUAGUCAGGUAUGUCGUGGGUGAAAAGCAAGCUCUGUUCCAGCUUGAAUCACACGCCCGAAAAAUAAAACUUCAAGAGAUAUGAGGCACAUUUUACCUCAACCUCCCCAACUCAUUCCGGAUCCAUUUCUGCGCUGCCAGUAGCACAGUAGUCACUAAUGCUGAUGCUAUGGCUACUGCAGCAACGCAGCUAACUCUCCGCUGCCGGAUUGAUUGAUUGCGAGGCGAUCGGAUUUGUUUUCCGUAGAAGACCGACGACGACGACGACGUAAUGAGAGGGAAAUGGAUGCAAAAAUUGCUAAUUGGAGUAAUCGGCAGGCAGUAGAUAGUAUGCAGUAAUGGAGGUUGGAUUUGCUAUCGAAGGGGAAAUCGAAUUCGUCAAUUUAUGACGCGUGGAGUUGAGAUAAUGCGAUGCGUUGCGGGGGGAAAGUUAUGACCGAGGUGGUGAAAACUUGAAAGGGAAUUUUCUUGAGAUGAUUCAAGUGAAAAUAAAUAAUGAAACAAAUAUAGUGAAAGACAAUAGACUUCUUUUAAGAACUUUUAUUUUGGGCGAUUUAUGUUUUUUGUUGGUGAAAACGGAUACGCUGCAUCUACACUAUUGGGUCACUGAGAUUUUUGAAUUUAUCGAAUAUUGUUGAACAAAUAGAAAACUUCCUUAGCAACUUAUGUCAUACAUUUUUUAGCUUUUGGUUGUAUAAAGUAUACAGAAAAAUAUAUGUAAUUAAAAUCCAGCGAUAAAUCAUACACAUAAAGGGAAUGCAAAAGUUUGUGCACUUUUACAUGAGAUUUUAUGUAAAAUUACAUAACCAUCGCGUAAAUUUCCGCCAACCAUCGCGUAAACCAUCAUGGACUCCAACCGGUUACGCGACUAUUAGCGGAAAUUUACACGAACGUAACGUAAUUUUACAUGAUAUCUCUUGUAAAUAUGCACUUAAUCUAGCAUUCCCUUUAUGUGCGUGAUUUUUCGCUGAAUUUGACAUGAAUAGUUUUUUCUGUAUAGAGCAAGUAAUCUUUGCUGAUAUGUGUGUGCAACGGUCGCCAUAUGAAGCGAUAUUCUAAAUUUUUCUUCCCUUCAAUUUAUUUUAUAAAUGUUUCUUUAAAAGUUUCUUUUAGAUGUGAGAUUUCUUGUAACACUUUUAUAAUACAACAAAGUUUUUCUCUAAACUCUUCGAAACCAUUCAAAAAAUACGACCCAAAAGCAACUGUUGGUUUUAAUAGAACGUUCAGAAUGUAUACAAAAAUUAUGAAGUUUGUGAAUAAAACUAAGGUGGUGGCACCAUUCUUGUGCCUUCGAAAACCCCUUUUCAACCAAGUUCAAGUGACAUGUUGAUGAAUAUAAGAAAUGCAGAAAUCAUAUCGUUUAUCUGGCUUUUGAUGCUUGAACCGUCAAUUCUUAAAAAAAACCUCCAUUUUCAAUAUUGAGCCGUAAUUUUGGAUUAAGUCAGCAAUCUUGGAAAUUCUUAACACCAUUUUUGUUAUCUUCCCCAUACCAUAAUAACUCAUAUUGCAUGGUUUUAGAGACUGAACUCCAUUAAAUAGCCACCAUCUUGAAUUCCUGACCGCCAUCUUGGAUAUUUUAGUCGUCAUUUUUGGCGCGUGGUAGUCACUUGGGGAACUCCAGGAGAAACCCGCGUGAAACACUAAGCGAAAGAGAAAGAAAAACAUGGAAAGAAGCUCCGGCAUUCCAUAAGGGGCCCCAAGAGAGAUACACACGAGGAAAUCUGGGAAAUCCUAUGAAUGACAUUCUGGAUGGAUUACCGAAGAACUUCAGAGAGAAAUUUCGCAUGAACUUCCAGGAAAACUUCCGAAAUAAAGAGGAACUGUGGGCAGAAAUCUCGAAAAGAAUUUGUGGAGUUCUACAGAAAACAGUGCAAUGUAGAAAUUCAAGGAGAAAUCUGGGAUGAACUUUAAGGAUGAAUUUCUAGAGGCAUUUCAAAAGGAAACCUGGAAAGGCUGUAAACUAAUUCAAUAAGAAUCUCUAGCGGAAACCUGAGUCCCUGAAAGGGUUUUUUUUUCAAUUUCCUUCACUAGUGUUCAUCGGAAUACCUGGGAUUACAUCAAUUCUGAUCGUUUUUUUUUUAUCGGAACCGGCACUUUUCCUCCAUAAUUUGUGGAAUUCCGUUGAAUUCAACGAUUUUCCUCAGAACCUCAAAAACAUGUUAACAUAACAUCGUGCAACCUCUGGAGCUUAAUGCUCAAAUAUUGUAACUGAUUUCGAUAAUCUACUAAAUUUACACCGGCAACAAAUACUUUUCGGUGCAUAGGUUUGCGGAGUACGAGAAUAAGUCUCGGUACUAUAAAAACAAUUCGCUCUCCCUUGUAUAUCUAGAAGGCACAACCGAGAUGUAAUUGUGAAAAUAGGAAUGUAUAUGGUGUAGGCUUGAUGUCAGUUUGGCUUUCUAUUCCGCAGAAUCGCUAGCUGUUCUGUGGCAUAGUUGGUUAAAGCGCCUGUCUAGCGAAUACGGAGUCAUAGGUUCGAAUCCCACGAGAACGCGUUUUUCACAAUUUCAUCUCUUAAUUUGACAAUAAUCUAAAUUCAGUGUCUUCCAAUUUUCAUGCUUUACACAGUACGUUCCGUUGUACCAGAGAAGCAUGAGAAAAUUUCAGAAAGACUGUUGAGUGAGUCACUUGGCUAAGUUGCUUUACAUGCACUUAGCCGAGUGACUAACUCAACAGUCUUUCUGAAAUUUUCUCAUGUUUCUCUUGAAAUUCCUCUCAGUUUUAUUAUCCGUAAUUUCUCUUAGAAAUUCUCCCGGAGGUUCCUCCGGAUUUCUACCAGAGCUUCGCCAAGGUUUUUUUCCAUGAAUUCGUCCUGGAAAUGAAUCAAUAUUUUUUGUGAGAACUCCCUUUCCGAAUUUGUUUCCGGUAUAACUCUCCUCCCUGAGUUCAGCUCUUGGAUUUCUCCAAGAACUUUCCACUAAAUUGAUGCAAGAGUUCCUUCCAGUUUACUUGCAGAUAUUUUCCGGGAUUUAUGCACGAGCAUUGCAUUGGGAAUUUCCCAGAGGAAUAUUUCUUGGAAUACUUUGAGGAACGGAGAACGGGAAUUAACGAGGUACUCAAAUCCCGGGAGGUGAUCCGUCAGAGAUACAAGUAGGGUUUUUUUUUGUGGAUACUGUGGACCUGGCUUUGGAAGAGAUCUCGAGAAAAACUUCGGAGAGUGACACCAGGAGGAAAUCUUAGUAAAAUUUCAGAAAACAAAAACUUCGAACAAGCAAUAUUUUGCCAACUAAUUGGCAUUGAAGAAGUUCUGAAGGCCGUUAUAAAACCUUAAUGCAUUCAAUUUGGUUUUAUGAUGGUUCCAUUUGACCUCUUAGAACCCAUUUGACUAGAAAAUGUUACAAGGAUGAAAUGCCUCUGAAAGAAAUCACGGAAGGAAAUUCAGGAGAAAACCUAUGGCAGACUCUAAGAGAAAUGUCGAGGAAUUCUUCGAAAGAAAUCUAUGAACGAAAUAUGAAACCAAAUCUUUUCGAUCAACAAAGACAGUCUUCUGUAGCAAUGCCAAAAAAAGCUCUGUGAACAAUCCCAGAAGGGAUUCCAGAAGAGAUUCCAUGGGAAGAACCUUGUUAUUUCGGCAAUGUGCAGCUGUACAAGCUGUACGAUGAUUAAUAUAUAGAAAUUUUUUUUAUACAGAUGAGCAGUUCGAAAACGUUUUCCUUGUGUUGGUUUCUGCACAUGCAAAGAAGAUAAAGCGAAAUGAGUACUUCGAUCAAUAACUGAAUAUACCCGGCCAUUCCAGAAAAGAAAUUUCCUGGAAAAGUACCGUGAUUUCGGGUGAAAUUGAUCAGUGGGGUGAAAUUGAUCGACGAGAGGCCCAUUUUUAUUUGUCAAAAAUAACGCUUUAAACUUUAAACAAUUUGUGGAAAACGGCCAUCACAUUACUCAAGGGUUAUUGAAAGAUGAGUUUACAAGUUUUACAGCCAAUUCGUUACAUAUUUCGGUAUUAAAGUCAAUAUUUUCCGAAACUGCGAUUUAGGCGAUCUUCAUAGACACUUCCAAACUUUUGUUACCGUAGUUGUAUCACACAUGUAAUGAAUAUUCGAAUGAAUGUUUAUAGCUGCCAAGUGUUCGCUAAACUCAAUUUCGCCAUCAAAAGUUCUAUAAAUAUUGUAAUUUAUGCAUAAAAUUGCACUUUUUCGGAAGUGCAAUAUUGAUACACAUAAUUAGUGAGAAAAUUGCAUACUUUUAGGCGUUUUCUUUCGAUUUAUUAAACUUUAAACUUAAAUAACUAAAAAUUUAGUAAACUUGUAACAGUUUUGCAUAGCUUUUCGCAUUCUAGGGUGGUUAAUUUAGAUGGGAAAAUAAUUUUCAGCAUUUACAACGGCAUGUCACUGACUGAUCAAUUUCACCCCGAAAGUAACAUUUUUGAUUUUUUAUUUAAAAUGAUAUUUAUUAUAAUAAAAUGAUUUGCUGUAAAAGUUUCAACCUCGUUGACUGAUGAAAACCAUGGUCGUACUUGUUUUAAAGCAUUGAAUUUAACCAUAUCGACAAACAUUCAAAAAUUAGACGCAGAAAACUGCGAAAAGUGAUCAAUUUCACCCGAAAUCACGGUACUGCAAAAAUCUUUGAAGAAACUUCUUGCAAAUCCCGAAAGGAACUCUUGGAUUUCCUACAGAAGUUCCUUGAUAAAACUCCAAGAGAAAUCUUUGGAUGAACUCCAGGAGGAACCCUUUGAGGAAUCUCUGAUGGAGAUUCUGGCGAAACCCUGAAAGAAUCUCUGUAGGGAAUCUGUGAAAUAAUAUUUUUAAAGGAAUUUUUUAAAAGAACUCGUGAAAGAAUGAAAAACAAAAAACUCUUAGAGGAAUCUUUGUUGGAACUUCCGAAGAAAUCUCAGAAAAAAAACUAGUGAAGGGAUCCCUCAACGAAUUUCUGGACGAAUCCCUAAAGGUACUCUGGAAGAACCCCUGACGGAACUCCUUGAGGAGUAUUUGUAGGAAUCCCUAGGCGAAUUAUGAAAUGAAUUCUUCUGGGGAACCUCUGAGGGAACUCUUUGAGCAAUCCUAGAAGGAAUUCCUGAAGGAUUCCCCGAAAGAAUUUCAAGAGAUGCCUCUCAAGUAAAUUUCGGAGAAAUCCCUGUAGAAGCUCCUGAUUGAAGUCCUGAAGUAAUUCCUGGAAGAAUGCGUGAAAUGUUACCAGUAGGAAUCUCUGAAGGAAUUCCUGAAAGAAUUCUUGGGAAAACCCCUCAAAGAACUCCUGAGGGAAUCUCUGAGGGGACUCUUGGGGAACUUUUGAAGGCAGUCCUUCUGUAUUUUGGAUUUUUGUAAUUGGACUCUAGGCUGGAAGCCCGUUACCGCACUUACAGUCUAGAUAAAACAUUAUUCUUUAUAUUGUCCAUUCCAUUGAUUUCUUCAAAAUAAUCUUAAUCUAUCUCGAUUUUUCCCUUAACUCGCUGUUUGGGCAAUUAUGCCACUACGUUCAAUAUCUCGAAUUACUACUGUAGUCAUAUUAAGAGAAAUUACAUCUUGUUGUCCGCUGAAUAUAUUCACGAAUCUUACAAUAGGCUCAUGUUGCGUAUCAUUUCUCGACCGCAAUGGAGGAUCAAAUACCCUUCUACGGCGAAGCGACACUGGAUUGUUGUUGAAGCUGAUUCGGUCGUACAGGAAGAGACUCUUGGUUCGUCCGCUUAGAAUAUUACAGAAGAACACAAUAUCUGCUACUCUGAAUGAACUCCUGAAUAAAUGCCUGGAGAAACAUCACUCUGCAGACGAGUGUUAACUUCAGCCAUGAAGCCAAUAAUUUUGCUGAUACAGUGGAGACCCGAUUUUGUCAGCCCCCGAUUUUGUCUACCCCCGAUUUUGUCUACCCCCGAUUUUGUCAGCUUUUUGACCCGAUUUUGUCAGCCUUUUUUGAAGUAGAAAAAUAAAUGUGUUUUACAUACAGAAUUUCAAUUUUAUAAUCCAUAAUAAUGCAGUUGAUGCCUUCAGGCGUCAUAGAAAAAAUACGCAAUGAACAAAACUCGUGUAACUUUUGAAAACGGCCAAACUUUUUUUGCAAACUAACACAUUUAUGCCAUUUUAGCACCCAACCCUACCCAAUGUUCUAAACCAAUAUUGUUUUAAAUUGCUAAAAGAUUUAGUUCUCUCUCUUGUUGGCGUAACGUUCCAACUGGGACACAGCCUGCUCCUCAGCAUAGUAUUUUAUGAGAAAUUUUAAAAUUUUUAACGGACAUCCCCCACAGCCAAUGUUUAUUUUGCAUAUGUAUAUCGUGUAUGAAGAUAUUUGGGCUUAACUCUUUGGAGCCGGAGUGUUUUGCUAGUAUGGCCGAACCUCGCUGGUUUUGAACAAGUUUUUUUAUGAUCGGUUUCAACGUCGGGGUCAUAUACAUGAUGUCCCACCGGCUCCAAAGGGUUAAAGACUAUUCUUCUUAAUUUUCUCUGGAACAGAACAAACAAUAAUCGUUGCCUGUCGUUGUGAUUACUUCUUCUUCUUCUUCUUCUUCUUUAUGGCACUACGUCCCCACUGGGACUUGGCCUGCCUCGCUUCAACUUAGUGUUCUUUGAGCACUUAUAAAAUUAUUAAUUGAAGGGCUUUCUUUGCCUGUCAUUGCAUGAAUUUGUAUAUUGUGAAGCAAGUACAAUGAUAUACUAUGCCCAGGGAGUCGAGAAAAAUUUCCCGACCGAAACAGGAACCGAACCUGCCGUCUUCGGAUUGGUGAUCAAUAGCCUUAACCAUUAGGCUAACUGGAGACCCGUUGUGAUUACAAGUGAACCAAUUUAUUUCUUCUUUCCGGCAUCUCUGGAAUUCCUCUAGGUUUACUUGCUAGGAUUGCUCCAGAUAUUCGUUAUGAGAUUUGUGUUGUAGAUUUUGCUUCAGAAAUUGCUGUCGGAAUUCUUCCAGCGAUUGAAACCAUUAAGCACAGAGAAACAGGCGAAACUUGAAAAAAAUUCAUUAAAAAAACAUCGUCACGAAAACGCUAUCGCCCAAUACAAAAAAAUGUACUGUGCUUGGCCGGGCCACCACUUGGUGGCGGUAGUGAGCAAACGUCAAACAGAAGAAAAAAGGAUGCCUGCACCGCAAGUGGCCAAUUGACCGCUUAUCGAAUAUUUGAAUCAACCGUUAGAAAGCGGAUCGAUGCGAAUCGAGCAGAGUGUGACGUCUGUUUCUAUGUGCCCUGAGGAAUACGGAUUCACCCCGAUAUUCUUGCUGCGAUUCCUUCAAGAUUUUUUGCUUGAUUUCUUGUAAGUAUUUUGCUGGUGUUUCUUCAAGAAUCGCCGGAAAUUUUUAAAGGAAUUCUUUCGGAGAUUUUAUAACGAUUCAUUCAGUUCAUUCAAAUGUGUCUCUUUAAGAUUUUCCCAGGCAUUCCUCCUGUGAUUUCUCCAAAAGCUUUUCUUGAGAAUCGUUCAGGAACUCCUGCUAGGAUCCCUCCAAAUUUUUUGCUGAUAUUUCUGCAGGACUUUUUCCAAAAAUUUCUGCAUAAACUCCUGCAGCGAUGUAUCCAGGGGUUUCUCUAAGGAUUUCUCCAAUUGUUGGGGGACAAGUAAAACGCCGCUGAUUCUGUAUAGGAGAUGCUUUAAGCUAGAAAUGUAUUAUGCAUUAGUUGAAAUCUUCAUUAAAUGUUCCAAAUGGCUGACUUGCCAUUUCAGUGGGUUUAGAAUCUUCAGUAAAUUGUCCCAAAACAAUGUAAUUAAUCAGAUAAUUUGAUAUAGGCUACAAAGGGACUUAAUUAUUAUUCCAUAAAUAACUAGCCAAGAAGUGCAUACAUUACGCAUAUGAGUUCAUUGAACGAAUCUCAUUUGCUGUAUGACAAUGAGUAUAGGCUAUCGAAUUGGAUAAUAUGUGGCCUAAGUCUAGAAUAGAAAUAGGUGUUGUUUAAUCUAAUUCACUUCACAUCCACCUAUAACAUAUACACCUGACACUAAUCGUUGUCUUAACAGGCUUUAAACGAUGGUUUGGUAAGUAUUUUAAUCAUGAAAUACAGUUUUAUGUGCUCCGCAAUAAACACAUCACAUGUCGAGAACUAUUGUUUUCUGUUUCUUUCUCUAUUCUCAUCGGUACACGUUUCUUCGUCAUUUCGCUCGGCCUGAUUCGAUUUUCGCCCUGGCGCGGUUGCCAGUUUCGCAACACCAAUAAUUCUUCCUACAAUUGCUACGUGGAUUAAUCCAGGGAUUUUUCUAGCGAGUCUUUCAAGUCAUCUCGCUGGGAUUUCUCCAUAUAUAUCUGCUUAGAUAGUCCAGGAACUUCUGCUAGAGUUCCUCCAAGAAUUUUUCUGGAAAUUUCUAUUUCAACCCUUUCAGAUAUUUUCCUAAGAAUUGUUCAUGCAUUCUUCCUAUGAUAUCCUCAGGGAUUCCUUCAAGAACUCGUGCUGAGAUUCCUCCAGAAAUUCUAGCUGGUAUUCCUGUAGGACUUUAUCCAGUAAUUUCUACAGGAACACCUCUAGUGAUGUAUACUGAGAAUUCUGUAGAUAUUUCUACAAUAAUUCCUACAUAAAUUACUCCGUGCAUUAGUCCAUGGAUAAAUCUACGGAAGGCACGAAUUUCCCAAAUGGAACCAACCUACUUUCCUAGGGUUUUUUUUUUCAAGAAUUUCUCUUAGGUUUCCUUCAGGGAUCCUUCUUUGAAUUUCUUAAAAUGUUGCUCUAGUGAUGCCUUCAGUUAUUACGCAUAUAGGAAUUCAUCUAGAGAUUUCACUAUGAUUCUUCUGUAAGACUUCCCAAUUGGGCAUCAUCUAUGGAUUUCCCGGUGGUCCCUCUUGAGAUUUUUCCAAGUUGACCUCUUGGUAUUCCUAUACGAAAAUCUCUUGGUAUUGAUUCUGAAAUAUCUUUAGAAAAUCUCGUUGGAAAUUCUUCUGGAAUUCAUGCUAGAAUUAAAGAUUCUAUUUCAGUUGUCAUUUCUCCUUAAACUGCUUCAGAUAUUUCCCCAGUACUUUUUUCAGCAAUUCCUGCAUUGAUUUCUCAAGGAGAUUUCUUCAAAGAUUGCAAUAGGGAUUCUUUCAAUGAUUUUUCAGAAAAUGCUCCGGAAAUGCCUCUAGGGAUCAGACUUAAGCGUUUUUUUUAGCAGAAACUACCAACGGGAUUCCUUCGGAAAUGUAUUGAGGGUCACGUUCCAAAAUUCCUUGGAUAAUUUCUCCGGAAUUCCCCCAAAUAUUAAAUAAAAGAUUUCUCCAAAGAUUGUUUAAAGAUAAGCCUCUGGAAAUUAAAGUGAAAAGGCAGCGGAAACGUAGCUAAUUCGGACAGUAUGAGUGGCUAUAAUUGUCAAUCAGAUGAUUAAUUUUCAUUUGUUGACAGCUUAAAUUAGAUGUUAUGAUUUAAGCUGUGCUAACCAGUGACAACUGUCUUCUGUAGACCACAAUUGCUAUAAGCUAGGAGAAGACUGUGUUCCAGUAGGGAUGUUAUGACAAGAAGAAAAGAAAUAAAAGAUUUAAAAGUUCUGCUGUAAAAUGCACUGAAUGUUAACUUUAUUAAAUACCAUUUUUUUCUGUGCCCUUACACCCAUUUGAUUGUUUUACCACAAAAGGCUCGUUCUUGGGCUCGUUCAAAUAUUACGUAACGCAAAAUUAGGCAAAAUUUAGACCCUAUCCGCGGGAGGGCCCCGCGUAACUACUUCUCCUAAGAGAAAUUUUA
Aedes albopictus (Asian tiger mosquito) is the source of this 21783-nucleotide messenger RNA. RefSeq lists its product as uncharacterized. Gene Ontology annotation, biological process: DNA integration. The transcript has 2 exons. Gene Ontology annotation, molecular function: nucleic acid binding. NCBI's taxonomy places the organism in Eukaryota, Metazoa, Arthropoda, Insecta, Diptera, Culicidae. Bases 14 to 3961 code for a protein of 1315 amino acids. The record is from RefSeq and is a predicted model, not a curated record.